AUGCCCUACUCUGAAAGGUCGCCUCUGCUUGGACCAAAACGAGUUGGUGCACGUCGACGGUCCUUGUCGCCUCUGCCUGCGCCGCUGCGUCGUCGAGCGAGUCUGAUCGGAGCUCAUGCCGCCGGGGGAGGAGGCGCUGGGAGUGGCAGUCGGAACGCGAUCGACGACGACGACCAAUGGCACCACCUCACCGAGGACGACAUCGCGAUCGAAGGCAUGGUGCUCGUACUGCUGAGUGAGCUCGAGCAGAGGGGGUACACGAUCCCAUCCGGUCUGGUCGAUGUGCCGCUCGACAUGCCCGUGGAAGAGGCCGAGGCCGAACAAGCGCUCUUUCGCACCGUGUUCGCCGUACCGAGGCAUCGUGGCGUGUUGGAGCAGUAUCUGCCUUACCUGGCGAGAGCGACCGUCGCACCCCGCGAGCGACCACGGCCGCGAUCGCCCUUGAGUGCAACACAGCAAUCCCAUCCCCGGCAGCUCGCCGCUCAGGAUGGGUCAGCCGCCCCACACCUCGUUCACUCCACCUCGCACUCGUCGACGUCCUCUUCCUCGGCAGCCACCACGGCCCCGACAACCGCAGCGGGCGAAGCCAAGCUCACGCCCAACGAGAACAAGAACGAUGACCAACUCGGCAAGGACGAGGCCACCCAACACCCCAAUGGACAGGCACCUCCCUCCGCGCCUCCGCACACGCCGACCCCUUCACCGUCCUACCUCGAACUGCCGUGGUCCGCCAGCGACAUUAUAUCUUCCCCCUCGGCACUGCUGCUGUGUGCACUCUUGUCGCUACUCAUCUCGCUGCAGGAAGAGGUCACCGCGGUGGUGCAAGAGACCGAUCGCGGCGUAGAUGGCGAGCUGCGCAUGUUCAAGGCACGUCGUGAUCUCGGCGAACGACUCUACGCAGUCGUCGGGGGUCUCCUCGACAGCUACCUCCUAACGGGGGAUGCUCAUCCCGCACGCUCGGCAGGUGACGAUAGCGACAGCCGACACAGCCGCGAAGAGCCCGAGGAUGCGCUCGUCACCCUUCUUUUCCACGAUUUCCCACUCCACUACGACUCGACUGAUCGAGCCACCUGUGGUCAGUACUUGAAGUUUCUGAUCGAAUGGUAAAGGGUUGUCUAACUGCUUUUGGAAUUUCUGUCCCCACUUCAGCUCUCGAUCUCUUGCUCAACCUGACCUCUUACCCAUUGGUCGAGGCUGAAGAUCUCGUCUCGCACCCCGUCAUCCUUGCCAGCACCGAAUACGUCUGGCGCAAUGGUCUGCUCCCGCCUCCGCGCCCGGGCGAAGACACCUCGCUUUCUUGGACCGAAUCUUUUGUCCGCCUCGACCGCUUCUCGAUUCCUCGCAUCUUGCACGCGCAAACCUACAUCCACUCGACCCUCCAUGCCGCGGCAACCAUCUACAUCCUCACCUUCUCCGCAUAUGCGCACUUUGAUUCGCUCAACCCCCUCGAUCCGACCCUUCCAGCCAAGAACCCGCGCAUCCCCGAGCAUGGGCGGCCCCAAAAGACGUGGAGUGUGCUGACGAGUUUGGUGUGGUGGUUGUGGGUUGCGGGAGUAUUUGGGUGGGCCGCGGAGGUGCUUCGCGCAUGGGUGAGUCAUCCGCCGAAGCUUAAGUGGGGUAGCCUUGGCUGAUAUGUCUGCAUACUCCAGCACCAUCGAGGUCCGCACCCGUUGCUUCCUCUGUCGCCAUCGACCCUCCUCCCUCUUCUGCAUCACGGACUCGUCCUGGCUUCCUUGCUGCUUCGACUGUCGGGUCUGAUGUGGAAGCGACCCCCGGCGUUCCUAUUCGCCUCGUCGCUGUCACUACUCGCAUGGUCGAUCCCCUUUCUCGCCGCUUCGCGCAUCUUGCCCCAAAAUCUGCCCAUGUUUGGUUCGCCGACACACAUGCGGUGGGAGAAGAUUCGGGACGGACGGAGACGACGAGACGUUGGGUAUCGCCCGCCACCCAAGACGGUCCCUGUCUCUCACCGUGCUCUGAGGUCCCUCGAGGCGCAGUUGGGAGGAUUGGUUCAGUUUGGGUCUUACUUCACAGUACUUGGAUUGCUGUUGCUGUGGUCGCUCAGUGGAGAACUCGACUACCCGGGGUUGUUCAUGGCCCCCGUGGCCGUCAUGGAUUCGGUUUCGACCUAUCUCAGCGUGCCCAAGCAAGGACCAGUAUCGCCGAUCGAAGCCCGGACGACGCUGGCAUUCACCUUUAUACUCGGUGUCGUGUUGGCGUACUUUGCCGGUGGACGACCUUCCGAGUCGGGCAAAACGAGUCGACGACACAAAGAGCUAGACGACCUCGACGGGUGGGAUCGCUACGGUCGAGAAGUCGCGUUCCGAGCCCGACGAGAGCGACUAGCCGUGAACCGCUACUUCUCCUUCGUCCCCCCACCUCUACACCACCAUAGUCUGGAAAGCGUACCCAGUGCAUUCGGGAUGCCGCCUUUACCGAGUCCGUUAAAUUUAUGGAUCGCACCGUUGGCGUUGAGUGGGUUCAUUGCGCGACGGUGGUUCGGGAGGGAGGAUUGGGCUAGGAGGGUGCAUGAACGGGGGAGGUUGUGGAUUUGGCGAGCUGGGGUUGCUCCGUUGGGGUUGUGGGCUGUGAUUGCUAAGGGCGUCCGCACGGUGCGACAAGUUGAUUAA
This is a messenger RNA of Microbotryum saponariae, 2627 nucleotides long. NCBI's taxonomy places the organism in Eukaryota, Fungi, Basidiomycota, Microbotryomycetes, Microbotryales, Microbotryaceae. The record is from the annotation of a GenBank genome assembly.